UACACACCCCAUAGAGCCCCACAGUGUUCCCCAGAGCACCUAAUUAGCUCUAAUUAACGCUAAUUAACGCUAAUUAGGCCGCAAUUAACCGCCUCUGUCCGCCCUCAAUGCCGCCCCCAACCCCACUCACACAGCCGCCGGAAGCCGGAAACGGAAGCGAGUGGGCGGGGCUUCGGGCGGAAGCGGCACAGACAGGGCUUUGGGCGGAAGUGACGUAGGCAAGGCUUCGGGCGGAAGUGACGUAGGCGGGGCUACGGGCGGAAGCGGAAGUGGUCAUAAAAGCUUCUAUCGGGCCAUAGCGGUUCCUAUAUGUCCCUACUGGUCCAUACUGGAACGAGGGGGGGAUCCUAGAAGGGAUUUUGGGUUGAAAAAGGGGGAAAUUGGGUCCAAUUAGCGACUCGUCAAGUGAUUAUACCCAGCUUCCGGUCCCGCCAUUACCCUCUCAGCGCCUCCGUACACCUACUUCCGGCUUCCGCAUUGCUCACUUCCGGCUACCGUUUGCGUCACUUCCGGCGCGACGCCUUCCUCCCCCCCUCCCUCACGUAAUCCAAUAUGGCGGACUCUCCUUCUCUCUCAUCUCCUCCUGUACCGGCGGAAAAUGGCGGCUCGGGGGGAGCUGAAGCGGGACCGAGGCCUCCCCCACCCCCCCCACCUCCACCCCCACCCCCUCCCCCACCCCGGGAGGCGGAAGUGACGGUGGAGAUCGGGGAGACUUAUCUGUGCCGACGGGCCGACGGCAGCUGGCACUCGGCGGAGGUGAUCCAGUCGCGGCUCAACGAGCAGGAGGGACGCGAGGAGUUCUACGUCCAUUACGUCGGCUUUAACAGGCGGUUGGAUGAGUGGGUUGACCGGAACCGUUUGGCGCUGAGUAAAACCCUAAAAGACGCCGUGCAAAAAAACACCGAACAAUUUUUGGGGGAAAUUCAGGGGGAACCGGAACGAAAAAUCACCAGGAACCAGAAAAGGAAACACGAUGAGAUCAACCACGUCCAGAAGACCUACGCAGAGAUGGACCCCACCACGGCCGCCUUAGAAAAGGAACAUGAAGCAAUCACCAAAGUGAAAUACGUGGACAAGAUCCACAUAGGGCGCUAUGAGAUCGACGCCUGGUAUUUCUCCCCCUUCCCCGAGGAUUAUGGCAAACAACCCAAGCUCUGGAUCUGCGAGUAUUGCCUCAAAUACAUGAAGUACGAGAGGACCUACCGCCUCCAUCUGGGUCAGUGCCAAUGGAGGCAGCCCCCGGGAAGGGAGAUCUACCGCAAGAGCAACAUCUCGGUCUAUGAGGUGGAUGGCAAAGACCACAAGAUCUACUGCCAGAACCUGUGCCUGCUGGCCAAGCUGUUCCUGGACCACAAGACGCUGUACUUCGACGUGGAGCCCUUCGUGUUCUACCUGCUCACAGAGGUGGAUCGACAGGGGGCGCACAUCGUCGGCUACUUCUCUAAGGAGAAGGAGUCCCCCGACGGUAACAACGUUGCGUGUAUCCUGACGCUGCCGCCGUAUCAGCGCCGCGGAUACGGGAAGUUCCUCAUCGCGUUCAGUGAGUCAUUUUGGGGCCAUUUACGGCCAUUUUGGGGCCAUUUACGGCCAUUUUGGGGCAUUUUGGGGCAAUUUAGGGCCAUUUUGGGUAUAACCCAUUGCCUCCCAUGUAGCCAGAUGACGAGCAUCACGCAGACCGACAUCAUCAGCACCCUGCAGUCCCUCAACAUGGUCAAGUACUGGAAGGGGCAGCACGUCAUCUGCGUCACCCCCAAACUGGUGGAGGAGCAUCUCAAGAGCGCCCAGUACAAGAAACCCCCCAUUACAGGUCAUUAACUCAUUAACAACCCUUCAUUAACGACCCCAUCACGUUAAUUAACCUC
Coturnix japonica (Japanese quail) is the source of this 1862-nucleotide messenger RNA. NCBI's taxonomy places the organism in Eukaryota, Metazoa, Chordata, Aves, Galliformes, Phasianidae. The record is from RefSeq and is a predicted model, not a curated record.